Messenger RNA from Gigantopelta aegis, 702 nucleotides. Its product is annotated as sialidase-like. NCBI's taxonomy places the organism in Eukaryota, Metazoa, Mollusca, Gastropoda, Neomphalida, Peltospiridae. Bases 1 to 702 code for a protein of 233 amino acids. The transcript has 2 exons. The record is from RefSeq and is a predicted model, not a curated record.
AUGUUGCCAGCUCAUAUCAAGAUAUUUCCAUUGCACUACAACGUUAUGACAGUACUCGAUAAUCAAACUCACCCGGACCCGAGUACAGUACUCGAUAAUCAAACUCACCCGGACCCGAGUACAGUACUCGAUAAUCAAACUCACCCGGACCCGAGUACAGUACUCGAUAAUCAAACUCACCCGGACCCGAGUACAGUACUCGAUAAUCAAACUCACCCGGACCCGAUUACAGUACUCGAUAAUCAAACUCACCCGGACCCGAGUACAGUACUCGAUAAUCAAACUCACCCGGACUCGAGUACAGUACUCGAUAAUCAAACUCACCCGGACCCGAGUACAGUACUCGAUAAUCAAACUCACCCGGACCCGAGUACAGUACUCGAUAAUCAAACUCACCCGGACUCGAGUACAGUACUCGAUAAUCAAACUCACCCGGACCCGAGUACAGUACUCGAUAAUCAAACUCACCCGGACUCGAGUACAGUACUCGAUAAUCAAACUCACCCGGACCCGAGUACAGUACUCGAUAAUCAAACUCACCCGGACCCGAGUACAGUACUCGAUAAUCAAACUCACCCGGACCCGAGUACAGUACUCGAUAAUCAAACUCACCCGGACUCGAGUACAGUACUCGAUAAUCAAACUCACCCGGACCCGAGUAACCUAGUCGAGUCCAAUAUUUUGGACUCGUGGAGGUCCUAG